UGAUUUUGCAUUUCCGGCUAGGGGGCAUAUAUGUAAACAAUACUGAUCUCUCGCCUGUCAGCUCCUGCACUUUGCUUUGUAUUGCUCUGCAUAGCAGAGCAAUACAAAACAAUGUGCUGACAGAGUGAAACACACACACAGCACAAAGUUAACCCUUUGAUCGCCCCACAUGUUAACCCCUUCCUGCCCAGUGCCAUUAGUACAGUGUCAGUGCUUUUUAUUAGCACUGAUCACUGUAUUGAUGUCACUAGGGAUGUCAGUGGCAGUUAGUCAGUUCCCCCCCAGUGUCAGAAUGCCCGCUGCAGACCCGCUAUAA
Staurois parvus is the source of this 316-nucleotide messenger RNA. Lineage: Eukaryota; Metazoa; Chordata; Amphibia; Anura; Ranidae. The record is from the annotation of a GenBank genome assembly.